AACAGACUAGAAGAAGAGACAGAGGAAGAAGAAGAAGAAGAAGAAGAAGAAGAAGAAGAAGAUUAAGAAGCAUCUCUGUCGAUAACGCUAAACUAGACUUCUCUCAAAUAUUAAUGUUAAAAUGUAGUGCGACGGAUAACAGCUUUGACCUGCACGCGCUGAUACGUGUCAUGUGCGUUUUGAUUGUUGUAGAAAGAAGUGCCCAAGUCUUACACGUUGGACGGUUUUUAUUGCAUUAUUAUAGCUGUUAUCAUAUAUAAUGAUUUUAUUGACUGUGUUUUAUAUAGUCGCUAGAUACACCCCCAAAUACGAAGGGCAUUGAGUGGAUAUCUACUGCUACUUUGUAAAUACACUGUAACACUUGAGCCUCAAAUAUUAGUUGGAUAACAUGACUGACCGCUUCAACAAUCAAUAAGUUACAUUUUCUAUACAUUGUUGAAAUUACUUACAUCAAGGCAUGAUUUGUAACGUUACAUUUCCGUCAGCGGCGUCGAUUAUUUUGAUUAUUGAGAAAUUGGCGUCGACACGCUGCUAGCUCAGACGGCGAGCAAUUUAUUCGGUUGCAAAACAUGUAGGGAGAAGAUGAGUUUAAGAGUGAUUCUUGACGCAGUGUCAUUGGGUAGACUACAUGCAAAAAUCCAGUAGAGUACUAAAUGGAUAAAUAAUGUACAACAAGUACAACUGGGAAGUCAGUUUUAAGUUUAGUCAGCGGAUUCUUCUGUCUAGCAUACUACAUAAAAGCACAGUUCCUCCACACACAAGUGAAGUGAAGAUCUCUUAUUUUGAGCAUAAGUAGUAAACCGAGGACUUGGUGUUGAGGAACCAUGAGGAGAGUCAUGAAACAAUCCAGCUGUUAUUUCAGCAAACGGACGAUGAUUCUUCUUCUGAGCUUGGCUUUGAUGUCACUGGCGUUUUUAAAGCUGCCUUCCUUUCAUACGGAACUAAAACCUGUGGAAGUGCCUGUAGACAACAAAUUCAGAAAGCGUGUCCAUUCUCAUGUCCGAGAGAUACUAGACAAAGAAUGCAGACCUUCCUUUGCCCGGCAGAGAAUGGUGACUGAACAUCAUGGCUCCACACCAACAAUAGAUCCUUUUUUGAACAAGAACAUGAAGUUAGAUGAACAAAUAUUCCAGUAUCCUCCACCCUUUGGGUUCCUGGACAUGAAGAACAAGCUUGAGGAAAUCCUAAACCUCUUACCAGUUUCUUCUGAACAGAGGCUUGGGGAGCGAGAUUGUCGACGCUGUGUAGUGGUUGGGAAUGGAGGGAUACUGAAAGGAUUAGGACUCGGACAUCUACUUAAUCGUUUCGAUAUUAUCAUCAGACUGAACAGUGGUCCUCUUCAAGACUUCAGUGCAGAUGUUGGGAACCGCACCACUAUCAGAAUGAGCUACCCUGAAAGCUGCCCGAAGGUCUGGGAAGAUACGGAUCCAGACCUCAAAUAUGUGGCUGUGAUAUUCAAGUCUGUAGACUUCCACUGGCUUCGUGCAAUGAUCAGCAGGACACCAGUUUCGCUGUGGGACAGGCUGUUUUUCUGGCAGAACGUGCCAAUGAGCGUUCCAGUCAAGACCUCCCAGUUUCAUCUCCUGAAUCCCCAGAUUAUCCGUGAGAUGGCGUUGGAUCUGCUUAAUUAUCCCGAGCCUAAAAAGCGGCUCUGGAGCUGGGACCAGAACAUCCCUACAUUAGGGCUUACAGCUCUCAAUCUGGCAACAUACAUAUGUGACGAGGUGAGCCUAGCAGGCUUUGGCUAUAACCUCAGCCAGAAAGAGGCUCCUCUUCAUUACUAUGACAGCGUUCCCAUGACAACCAUUUUAAAGGAAGCCAUGCACAAUGUACAGAAAGAGACUGUUUUUCUCAAACGUUUGGUAGCCUCAGGCAGUAUUACGGACCUCACAGGUGGGAUACACUGCAGCUUCUGUUGAAACCAAAUGGCCCCUGCAUUACCAAACACCAUUGUGGGCCAGAUUUUCACAGGAGCCUGAAAGGAAUGAAGUUUUAUAGUGAAACACUGCUAAUGCAGCACUACUGAGUAUUUUACUAACCCUGAAACUGUGAUAAUGCUGUGGUCUUAAUCAAAUUAAAUCAAGUUUUAAUGUGAGUUUUAAAGGGGUAGUUCACCUAAAAUGAAUGUGUACUCAGUAUUAACUCUGCCUCAAGUGGUUCCAAACCUUUAUGAGUUUCUUAUAUCUACUGAACAUAAAUGAAGUACUAAAUAUUAAAGUAUGUUGGUUAUGGGUAGCCAUUUACAUCCAUAGUAAAUAACGAAACAAAGUAGAACAGACCGAGGGUGAGUAAAGGAUGACCGAAUAUUCAUUAUUGGGUGAACUAUCUAAUUUAAGUCUUUAGUUUUAAAAUGUUCUUUGCCAAAUCAACAAUUUUAAUAAAAACCUACUGCUUUUUAAUAUCUCAACAUGCCAAAUAUAGCAAUUUGUCAAUGACAAUAAUGCAAUAAGUCACUGCAAUAUGUGUAUCGUCUCAACAGAUAGAGCAGUUAUUGUUAAACACACUGAAGAGCUAAAUAAUUAUGCUGUGUCCUUCAUGUGAGGUGCAACAAGCUUCCCCACGCUACAUUUGGCAUGUAUGAAAUAGCUGAGAACUUUGAUGUAUAAUUUGUGUUGUGCAUCCAGACUGAUAACACUCGGAUUUAUUCAAGAUGUUCCUAAAGAAAUGUCUGUGAUGGGCUUAAACUGUCAGAACUAAACUGACAAUGCUUCUUGAGGAGUUGUGAAAAUCUUACAAAGGAUAGUUUUCACAAAGCAGUUUUAUAAAAAGCCACACAUUAGCAUUUUACUGAUAUUUAAGACAAGGCACAGUGUUACUUCUCGCAAUAAUCUUGCUCUUAAUGGAUUUAAAGUAUUAGUGUCCUUUUAUUCAGUUGUGUGCAAAUAAAUGCAAUAAAAAAAUAA
Molecule: messenger RNA, 2903 nt
Organism: Danio rerio (zebrafish)
Lineage: Eukaryota; Metazoa; Chordata; Actinopteri; Cypriniformes; Danionidae
Source: RefSeq, a predicted model, not a curated record